UAUCAACCUCCCUUGGAUUAACAGAGCUGACAGCAUUGUAGACCACGGAGCAAUUUGAUUGGCUGAUGAUGACCUCAGAAUUUUGGGGGAUGGGGUCACCUAAGUAUUGUCGCAUGGGUGAAGGAGGGUAGUGGUUGUAUAUGUAUUUUUAACUGCACUUGAAGAAUACCGUCACAAUGUUUGAAAAGCUUCAUAAAUUACUUAGCCUUCAGUAUAAAGCGUUCUUGUCCAUUGAGUCGAUAGCACUUAGUAGAAUUUAUCAGAGUAUUCACGUUGUACAUUUAGAUCAAGUAAACAGCAAUGAUGUAACCUAAGCCUAUGGCCUAUGUCUAUGUCAUGCCUAUGAAGGCCUACGGCUAUUAGACUAGUACCAGUCUACUACUAGAUUUACUAGAAUUAGAUACAGGUCUAAUCUAAAAUACCAGGUCUUAACGGCUUACUGUCUAUACAAAUGUACCGGUAUUUCAAAGAGAGCAGAUGGCAUGGAAACAAGAGCCACUGAUUCAUUGAUUGGACUUGGAUAAAUGUACAGCAUAUUCAAUUCCUACUAUCUCACGACUAUGGGAUAAAGCUUUAAUUCAGCUUAUGUUAUGUAGGCCUAAUCAUUUAAAUUUACCAACCAGUUUAUCAAAUACCAUUUCACAGUUUGAAGGCUAAUUUUGUAAGAUAGACUUUAGUUUUCAAAAUAAUUUUUAAAAAAAUCAAGAUGACCAUGGAUUAUCAUCACCCUUAUAAUGUGUAUCCUGAUUAUUACUGCCCACCUUAUCAAGGUGCUGGAUAUCCGCCUUAUCCACCUCAUCGAACACAUCAGGAUUUAACAGGACCUGACAGAAAUUAUAAUCAUAAUUUUAUGGGAACUAACACCCAUCAACAUAUGCAACCUAGGCAGCAUUCCUAUUACCAGCCUUUCCAACAACGAAAUCAACAGCAGAUACCAAACUAUUCAUCAACACCGUAUGUGCCUAACUUUUUGGUCAGCUCUGGUACUGGUCUGACACCAACUUUGACUCCCACCACUCUUGCCAACUUAGAGCAGACAUUUAUGGACCUUCAUUCAAGCCAACAGAAUGGUGGUAGGGAUACCAUCACACAGAGUGGAUUUGUGCCCCCAGUUGUUGAUCCUGGCCACAGCGCUGAUGCCUCUCAGGAUAGUCUUGACUAUUCUUCUGAGUAUUCCGAUGCUGACUGGGAGCCCCAAGCCAAACGUAACUGCCUUUCCAGAGAUUAUAAAAAUGUUGAUUUAAUUGUGACUUCCAAUGGAACGAUUAAUGCGGCACCACAGAGAAAGUACACACGACGAAACAAAGAUGAGAAAUUGCCUCCAGAAGAGGAAGAAAGAAGAAGAGUUCGCAGAGAGAGAAACAAAGUGGCUGCAGCCAAAUGUCGACAGAGGAGAGUGGAUCAUACCAAUGUCUUAGUAGAGGAAACAGAAAAACUUGAAGCAGAACAGAGCCAGCUGGAACAUGAGAUUCAGAAUUUGCAACAAGAAAAAGAACAACUGGAGUUGAUACUACAAGCUCAUCAGCCACUCUGUAAGGUAGAGUCUAGGAGCAGGUCAGAUGUUAAAGUCAAGAUAGAGCCUGACCUUGCCCACUUGUACGCUCAUGCUCACCACCUGAAGGCAGAGACUGGUGCCCACUCCUCCCAUGCUCCCCACGACCUGUCCUCCAUGCCAGAAAACCUGAGCAUGUCCCAGUCUUCCUCAUCCUCCACAUCCUAUGUGGUGCCCACGUCCUCGUCACUAGGAAGCAGCAGAGAAUCCUCUUCCCUCUCCUCACGGCCCAACUCCCUACCCCUGAUCAAGAGAGAGCGUGCCCGUAUGCUGUCCGUAACCUCAGCCACAGGAGUGACCAUCAACACUCCCACCUCAGGGGUGUCUAUCACACCUUCCUCCUUGUUUUGCCCUGGGCUCGAUAGCAUGGUGGAUGGAUCCACUGGCCUGACCCCACUGACUGGAAUGUCCUGCUCCAGCCAAGUGCAAAGAAACUCCAGCGAGAGUAGCUCCGAGGCAGUGGGCUCACCAACGUUAAUUUCAUUAUGACAAUAUGAUGGCAAGACAAAGAAAGACAAAAAGAAAAAUUCUCUGAAAGAAUCUUAGCUGUAUAGAUAGGUAGCGUUUGAAAUUAAGAUAUUUUGUUUAGUCAACAAAUACCUCCAUUCUGAUAUUGUAUUUAAAGAAGACAAGCAUAUCUCAUUGUAAAAGAUGGUUUGAAAGAAAUACAAAAUAGAAAGCAAUAUCUGCCACAGAAAGUACUUUUAGGCUUCAUGAAUUAAAAGUUAGUUCUAAAACAAAUUUGGAUCAUUUGGAAGUUCUAUUAAAAUGACUGCUUACAGUAUAUAAAGCAAAGUUUUGCUAAUAAUAGAAAAUGUACAUCAAAGAAAAUGCGCUAAUGGUCUUGUAUAGAUGUAAUUCUGUGGUGUGAUUUAGACAUAAGAUGUAUUGGAAAUAGGAAUCUCUACUUGUGGAGGUAUACAGGCUUUCAUUCUGGCUUGUAUGUAAUACAUCUACCUUCAUUAUCAUUGCAAGCAAACAUUUUUUUCUAAGCCUUUUGUCUGUGAAAUCUUUUGCCAGACUUGUGUGAACAUUUUUAAUGUAAUUUGGCGUCUGCUAAAGAAAUCAAUUUUGACCAAGUGCAAUAUAUAAAUGUCUAUACAUGUGUACAACUAUUUAGUCAUAAUAGAGAGAAUGGACAUGUGAAUAGGAGAGUAAAUGGCGCUUUUAUUGUGUCACAUUUAUUUUUUUGACUGAUGCAAGAUUUUUUAUUUUUUUUUUACCUUUUGUUUGUAGUGACCUCUACAGCCUGCUCUUGAAGACUGCAAUGCCAAUAUUUUUUGUGAAUAUAUCAGAAUUUUCGUUUACAUUAUUUUGGAAAGAUUAAUUUACAAGCUUGAUGCAAAAAAAUGUGUUGUUUUUGUUGAGUUCAAUAAAGUGUAUUGUCAUGAAAACUUGUUGUCACUCAAGUGUUAUUAUUGUAAAUGUUGACUCUUCUCUCCUAGAUAUGGCUAUUUUUAUAUCAGAUCAAUGCAUGAUGUUUAUUGACCUUGUAAUGCCAUCCAUAUGACUAAGACAUGCCAAAGUGGAACUCAAAUUUUUCUUUUAUAUUUAAAUUAAAAGAAAUGACUUAAAAAGGUGUUAAACAAAUGGAAAUGUAGAAAAAAUAAUGUUUUAUAAAAUGUAUUUUAAAAAAAAAAUGUUUAGGAUUAUAAGAAAUGGGAAGAUUUAAUUCUGAGACUGAAACAUUUAGUGCUAUUAUGUAAACACCAGAAGCCUUGAAUGCACAAAUGUACAUCUACGUUUCUUUUUUUUUUUCUUUAAUUGGCACUCUUUUUUUUUUCUCUGAAUCUUUCCUUAACAAUGGCCUUGACACUUUUAAUUUCAGUUUCUCUGCUGCUUCAUUCCCAUAACAGUGGAUAUAGUUUGUUCCAUGUCCUAACUCAGCAGUUUACAAUGCAAGCUAAUGUCUGCAUGUUUUUAGAGUUUACUUUUUUUGUUACAUAGACAACUGUGCUGGCUUUCUGUAACUGUUUUCAGAACAUACAGUUUUUUUUAUUUUUUUUUUUUAAGUUUUCUUGAUUUUUUGGGGUUUUUUUUUUUAGUUUUCACAGUUUUCAAUUCCGAGUUUCACUUUAGACUUCAGAUCUUUCCAAAGUGUUUGAACAUUUGAACAAUUGUUGAUUCUGUAUCUUGUUUUCUUUCUGCUCUUGUCGACUAGUGUUGGGAGCAUGUGUGUACACUUGGGUGUCCAGUGUUCCAGAGAAAGUUUAUUUUUACAUUGUUUUUAAACUAUACAUCUUAAAACAUGUAAACUUUAAUGUGAACCUUUUUAUUGGUCCUCUCUGUUGUCAUUUUACAAGGUAAACAUUUCAACUGAACAUUUUAGUUAUUUAUUUUUACUUGUGUUGCCACUUUAGGUUCAAAAACUGCUGGUGUGUUAUAUAUUGUAUAUCAUGUUCUGACUGCAUUUAAUUCAUCAUUAUCUUUCACUUUUUUAAUUUUUUUUUAUAGAAAGAAAAAUGUUUUUUUUUAAUAUCUAUGAAUAAAAUACAUAAGUAGAAAGUUUGCGAAUUAUGUUUUUUACAUAUAAUCAAUCGCUUGAAUGAUAUUUGUAUUUCUAUGAAAAGAAUGUCUAGACUUAAACAACGAUGAAUUUCAAGAUGAAUCACAAGAUGAAUCGUUAUGUGGAACUAAUGAAGUAGAUAAUGUUUGUUAGCUCUGGAAUACAGUAAUAAUGUGUGAAGGAAACACAGUCUAGUAGAGAUGUCUAGCUUAAAGCUUAUUUGUGUAAGCAUUAUGUCACAUAAGUCAUGAAUACAUCGAAUGUUUCUAACAUUUCUCUCAUUCUUUACAUCCUCCAUCCAUGUACUCAUCAUUUGAACAGAAACAUUGACUCUUUUAAUUUAUACCCUAGUGUGGGAUGAGCUUCACUGCAUGUAGGUCAGUGUAAUAGGAAGGACAAGAAAGUACAUAAGAAACUAUACAUUUUAUGAAGUAUCAAUAGCUGUGAUUAGAAAGUAAUGUUUUGUUUUUAGCAUGAUGCAUGUCAUCUGAAGUGUCGAUGGUCAUAGACUAAAAAGAAAUUUUGUAAAAGAAUACAAGAUGUGUCGACAGGGUGGAGGUAAUCACUAGUUUGAACAAGAACCAUGUUUUAGUCAAGGAAAGUAGUUGAUGACCUCAAAUAUCUUCAUAUUACUGUCUCCUGGACAUGUAAGACUUAAAGCAGGACCAUGAAGGACAUGUUUGUUAGUGAUAUUAUACAAAAACACAAUCUCUAGAGAUGUGAAAACAAUGUUUAUCAUUGGAGCUACUUAGGUGUCAGUGGAUGUCUCAUCUCACACAGGGCCUAUGCAAUAUCAUUCCAUAACUUGAUAUGUACCAGUUGCACUCCCACCCCCCCCCAAACCAACUACCACUUUUGACUCAGUGCCUAUACCAGCCUAAGUUCUUAUGACGCAAGUCAGCUGUUUAUAUACUGGAGACCCAGUUUUCAUCGGAUGAUGGUAUUUUAUAAUGUUCACAUAGCCAGACCUCCAUCACACACAGAGACACACCUAAAUAUUCCUUGUCAAACUGAAUGCUUUCGAUUUUGCUUUGGUGUCAAUUGUGUUCAAAAUUUCUGGUCAUGAAAUCUUGGGUUUAAUAAGCUAGUGUUGUGGCUUUUUCUUUUUUUUUUUUUUUUUUUUGUUUUUUUUUUGUUUUCUCUCACUUAAAAUUCAAAUUUAAUUUUUUUAAUGAAAUGAUAUGAAAAGUGUUGACAAAAUGAUGAUUUCAAAACAAAUCCAAGUCCAUCAAAGGCCAAAUACUAUGAGCUUCCUUUGCUGUUUUUUUGGCUUGUUACGUUGCUGUCACAUAAGAGUGGCCUCUAAACGUUUGAUCGUUACUGCAGUGCUUUAUUGUGACUUAGAGAGUUAUCUAGGCAAGAAUUGAAACUUCUGAGCAAACAUUUUCAAGUUGGGUGCAAACCAAUUAAUACUUUAAAAAAAAAAAAUUCUUAAUAUUUUAGUUAAUUCAUAGAAGUAAUCUGACUAUUCAUGUGUUGGUGCAAUCACUGAAUGUCUACAGAACAUUAUUAGCUACAAUAUAUGAAAUGUAUUAAUACGCUUAGUUUUGGUUAUUCUCUCUAAGGAAGAAUUGAAAGUUAUGCCUCAUUACUAAUGAGCAACGAUGUUACUGAUAGAAACAUAUGAAACUAUCAGAAGCACGACCUGCAUAUUGUAAUGAAUAGCAUAAUAGACACUCAUGUUCUAAUAUAGACCUCGAGUUCUACACUCAGUCUACUAGUUCUUGAUUGGAGGUAACUUUGCUGUGAUUAAGUCUCGGCCUGGUGCUAACUAUUACAACUUCCAACUAUUCUAAGACUUGUACUAGAAUUUUGUUGUUUUUAUUUUGUUUUAAUGAAGACUUUUUUUGUAUCAAUUUAUGCUUUGAUCAUAUUACUUUCUGGAUGUAGUCAUUUAUAAUAAAUAUUUUAUAUCAAAGAA
Biomphalaria glabrata is the source of this 5979-nucleotide messenger RNA. RefSeq names its product fos-related antigen 2-like. Gene Ontology annotation, molecular function: RNA polymerase II cis-regulatory region sequence-specific DNA binding; DNA-binding transcription factor activity, RNA polymerase II-specific. The record is from RefSeq and is a predicted model, not a curated record. Gene Ontology annotation, biological process: regulation of transcription by RNA polymerase II. Gene Ontology annotation, cellular component: nucleus. NCBI's taxonomy places the organism in Eukaryota, Metazoa, Mollusca, Gastropoda, Planorbidae. The transcript is spliced from 4 exons. Bases 707 to 2041 code for a protein of 444 amino acids.